UCUCCCUUGAGUAUUUGAUACUCUAUAGAGAGUAAAUAAACUAACUGUCAUCAAAUAUUCAUAAAAUUCGAAAUUUUACAAAACCUGAUAAGAUAACAUAGUUCCCUACGAAAACUCUUCAAAUAUCGGCGGUGGUGGCGCUAAAUGUCGAAGACAUUGCUACGAAGAACAUUAGUAGCUUUGCAUUACUCCUACAAUUAAGACGAACGCGAAAGACGGACGCUAUCCCCAAAAUGGAUGAGUCAGAUUUUUCGAUAUUUAAAAAGAAUUCGAGCCGAAAGUCGAAACAUGACAAGGCUGAUGCCACCCGCGCCACUGGCAACAAUUCUCAAAAUGCCAAUGACCCGUGGAACAACCAAGCGGAGGAUGCAAUUAAGAAGGUCAUUAUUUCCAGGCCCACCGAUGAAGAUGAGUAUAAUUGUUUUAAUCCCAAUGCUGGCAUUGCUUUGAUCUUUAAUCACAAAGAUGUCAAAGGACAAAAGCAACGUGCAGGCACCGAAAAAGAUAGAGAUGCCAUGAUAGCAACACUCCUUAAUUAUGGUUUUGAUGUGCGCGUCUAUGAUGAGCUGACAUUUGCUGAGGUCAGCGAGAAGUUAAAAGCAACUGCCCAAGAAGAUCAUAGCCAAAAUGAUUGCCUCAUAGUAGUUGUUAUGUCACAUGGCCUUGAGGGUAAGGUUUAUGCGAAGGACAUGUCCUAUCCUGUUGAACGUUUAUGGAAUCCUUUUCUGGGUGAGAACUGCAAGUCGCUCAUAAAUAAGCCCAAAUUAUUUUUCAUUCAAGCCUGUCGUGGAGAAAAUCUUGAAAAAGCUGUCACCUUCACAGAAUUUGCACCCAUGUCCAGGCAAAUUGAAGCCGAUGUGAUACCCCCAAAACCGCCAACUAUAACGUAUGCCAUACCAAAUACUGCCGACAUGUUGGUUAUGUACUCGACUUUUGAAAAGUACUACUCCUUCCGUAAUGUGGAAAAUGGUUCAUGGUUCAUUCAAAGCCUGUGCUCUGUCUUCGAUGAAGCUGCUGCGAAUGAAGCUCUCUCACCCAAAGGUGCUGAAUUUUUAAGACUUCUGACUGCGGUCAAUCGUAAAGUAGCCUAUGAGUAUCAAUCGAAUGCUAAAAACGAGGCCCUCAAUCAAAUGAAGGAAAUGCCGAACUUUUUAUCAACAUUGACCAAAACAUUUUAUUUGCGAGUAAAACGCCGCAGCAAAACAUCAGACUAGAGGAGUCUUUUUUUAGAAUAGACACAAGCAUAGCGUAAAUAAACCAACAAACAUAUGCACAGAAAAGAACAAAAAAGAAAAUAUUAAAUUAUUAAAAGAAAAAAAGUAAUAAAUAUACAUGUAUCGAUGCCAAC
Messenger RNA from Stomoxys calcitrans (stable fly), 1348 nucleotides. RefSeq names its product caspase-1 (gene Decay). The coding region runs from base 234 to 1214 and encodes 326 amino acids. The transcript has 4 exons. The record is from RefSeq and is a predicted model, not a curated record. Gene Ontology annotation, cellular component: cytoplasm. NCBI's taxonomy places the organism in Eukaryota, Metazoa, Arthropoda, Insecta, Diptera, Muscidae. Gene Ontology annotation, biological process: apoptotic process; proteolysis.